CUCGGGCCGCCGUGCCCACCUCACCGCCGCGUCCGCCGCCCCCGCCUCCAGUGCCGCGGCGGCUCCUGGGCUUGAGCGCGCAGCCGGGGCAGCCCAGAGACGCUGGGCUCGGGCCUCUCCACCCGCUUCAAUUGGGGAGCCUUCUCCCUCGACUCCCAAAGUUUUUGGGUUCGUUAGAAUUUCUGGAUUCAGGUUUUUUUCCACCUAGGAAUUUUUGGGAAAUACUUUUGACAAACCGAUCGCAUUUUCUCUCUGCUAGCUCUCUGUUCCCCUUCUUCUUUUUUUUUCUUUCCCGUGCAGGGGAAAGGGCUUACGAGAGAAGCUCCUGCUGGACAAAGUUUUCCAAAGUUUUCCAUGUGUGAUGGUUGCGGGGAGAGCAAAUCCAACAGCUUGACUCGGCGGCUUCAACCCACUGCCCCUUGAGCAGCCCCUAGGCCCGCUGUAAAAGAACAAACAAACAAACAAACAAAGUUACACCUCGAGGGGCCUUGUGUCUCCUCUCUUCUUUUAGGCGACCCCCCACUCCUGCUCUUCCCUCGCAGCCUCUACUCCCCUGCCCGCGGCCCCUUCCUCUUUCUGCUUCGGCUGGAGGUGCCAGGACCCCCGGCUGCAUCCUCCCCUCCCCCGCCGCUCCGCUCGGGUCCGGCCCUCCCCUCCCCCUCCGCGGCCGGCACAGCCAAUCCCCCGAGCGGCCGCCAACAUGCUCUUUGAAGGCUUGGAGCUGGUGUCGGCGCUGGCCACCCUCGCCGCGUGCCUGGUGUCUGUGACGCUGCUGCUGGCCGUGUCGCAGCAGCUGUGGCAGCUACGCUGGGCUGCCACCCGGGACAAGAGCUGCAAGUUGCCCAUCCCGAAGGGCUCCAUGGGCUUCCCGCUCAUCGGAGAGACCGGCCACUGGCUGCUACAGGGUUCCGGCUUCCAGUCGUCGCGGAGGGAGAAGUAUGGCAACGUGUUCAAGACACACUUGCUCGGGCGGCCGCUCAUCCGAGUGACCGGCGCGGAAAACGUGCGCAAGAUCCUCAUGGGAGAGCACCACCUCGUGAGCACCGAGUGGCCGCGCAGCACGCGUAUGUUGCUUGGGCCCAACACGGUGGCCAACUCCAUCGGCGACAUCCACCGCAACAAGCGCAAGAUCUUCUCAAAGAUCUUUAGCCAUGAGGCCCUGGAGAGCUACCUGCCCAAGAUCCAGCUGGUGAUACAGGACACGCUCCGUGCCUGGAGCAGCCAGCCCGAGGCCAUCAAUGUGUACCAAGAGGCACAGAAACUCACCUUCCGCAUGGCCAUCCGGGUGCUCCUGGGCUUCAGUAUCCCUGAGGAGGACCUUGGGCACCUCUUCGAAGUCUACCAGCAGUUUGUGGAGAAUGUCUUCUCCCUGCCUGUUGACUUGCCCUUCAGCGGCUACCGGCGGGGCAUUCAGGCUCGGCAGACCCUGCAGAAGGGGCUGGAAAAGGCCAUCAGGGAGAAGCUGCAGUGCACGCAGGGCAAGGACUACUCAGACGCACUGGACAUCCUCAUUGAGAGCAGCAAGGAGCACGGGAAGGAGAUGACCAUGCAGGAGCUGAAGGACGGCACCCUGGAACUGAUCUUCGCGGCCUACGCCACCACAGCCAGUGCCAGCACCUCACUCAUCAUGCAGCUGCUAAAGCACCCAGCUGUGCUGGAGAAGCUGCGGGAGGAGCUGCGGACCCAGGGCAUCCUGCACAGCGGUGGCUGCCCCUGUGAGGGCACCCUGCGCCUGGACACGCUCAGCGGGCUGCGCUACCUGGACUGUGUUAUCAAGGAGGUCAUGCGUCUUUUCACACCCAUUUCGGGCGGCUACCGCACUGUGCUGCAGACCUUCGAGCUCGAUGGUUUCCAGAUACCCAAAGGCUGGAGUGUCAUGUACAGCAUCCGGGAUACCCAUGACACAGCACCUGUGUUCAAAGACGUGAACGUGUUUGACCCUGACCGCUUCAGUCAGGCACGGAGCGAAGACAAAGAUGGCCGCUUCCAUUACCUCCCAUUCGGCGGUGGUGUCCGGACCUGCCUGGGCAAGCACCUGGCCAAGCUCUUUCUGAAAGUGCUGGCGGUGGAGCUGGCCAGCACCAGCCGCUUUGAGCUGGCCACUCGGACCUUCCCCCGCAUCACCUUGGUCCCCGUCCUGCACCCUGUGGAUGGCCUCAGUGUCAAAUUCUUUGGCCUGGACUCCAACCAGAAUAAGAUUCUGCCAGAGACCGAAGCCAUGCUGAGCGCCACUGUGUAGGGGGGUUCUGGGCCCUACGGCCAGCCUCAGUCAGCCCACAAGGGGAGUGGGGGCAGUGGAGGUAGAAACCUGUGUGUGGGAGGGGCCUGAACCAGGGAGGGCCGGUGGCCCCCAUACGUGUCCUGCUCUGGUCCCCCUUCUUGGCAAACCCUACCCAGCACCGAAAGGGCCCUGGCCGUUCUGGGACGGGGCUCCCCUUCUGGCUCCUGCUCUCUCCAGCAUCUUCCCACUUCCCACCAGCUUAGCUCUUGGGAAAGGGCCUGGCUUUGCAUGCCAUUCCAGUGUUAUAUGUCAGUGGGCUAUGCCUGAGUGUGUGCUUGUACCUUCUGACCUGGGCCCUCCCCUCCCCCGUCUUUUAGGUGGCAGUCAGGUGGCCAUGCUGGGGCAGGGAGGGAAGUGGCCCCCAACCUUGGCACUUUCUUCAGCGCCCUGGCCCCUCCUGCCACUGCUCAGACAGUGCCCCUGGCGCUGUGGCUGCUGAAGAGCAGUGUCCCAGGUCACCCAUCAUCAGUCAGCCUGGCUGUGCAGGGGUUUCCGUGGCCCGAAGAGCACCCCUGUCCAGCCCUGCCAGUUUGGACGUUUGAAGUUACCUAUUGCUGCUACUUGUUCUCUUCUCUGAUCAUGGGGCACACUCCCUGGGGGCCCUGGGCAGGUACACUGACAUCCCUACCUUCCCCCAAGGUGAGACCCCACUGAGCCUGGCCUUUCCCUGCUCUCCACACCCAGCCAAGGCCCUGGGCUCAUGGGAACCUGCACCUCACUAAAAUUUCAGCCUGUCGAGGCCUGGAACAGACAUCUGCAUCUUCCUUGCUUCUGCCUCAGCUGUCCCCCUCCAGGACAUCUGGGAACAAAGAGGAAAGGGUUGCUGGCCAAUCCUAGCUCCCUUGCCCCAUUGGCUGAGGGUUGAGCAGCACUCCCCUCCCCUCCUGGGGGGGGACUCCAGACAGAUGAUUAGAUUGGACCUCAGCCUUGCCACCCAGCUACAAUCCAGUGUCUCUGCCUGUUGUCCCCUGCUGGACAUGGGAAAGUGGCUCAUUUCUCCUCUCCGCCCUGUCAAAAGCCCUGGGGGGGGGGGUUUGGAGGCUGCCAUAAUUUCCAACCUGGCCACUUUUCACCCCAGCACCCCUGCUCCACUAGUGAGUAUAGAGAAGGAUACGGGUUCCCUUCUGGUGGGGCUCCAGAGCCCCUGUCUUCCUUUCCUAACCUUGCUCUUUGCCCUUAACCCUUGGAAAGAUGUCCUUGAAGUUCCUUCCACCUCUAUGCCACUAUCUGCUUGAGCCCAGCGCUGGGGUGUGAGGAGGUGAAUGCAAAGGGAUGGUGGGGUAGAGGCAGGAUCCCGGGUGCUGACUCGUGCCUGUGUGGUCUGGAGGCUGCAUGGGAGGCUGCCUAGAGCGGAGGAGGCAGGUGUGUGAGGGUUGUCAGAAGUGAUCUGGUGGCAGAUGGCCCAGUCGGGAUGACUGGUUAAAAGAGAAGUAGCUCCCACCACUGAUGGUUUGAGAGUUGGCAGUUUGGGACACCUCCUGGGAAUGGUUUAGGGCCUUUGGUGUGUCUCUAAGCAGUUUUGUCUGUUUUCAGAUUUUUCUUUGCUUUCUAUUUCUCUGUUCGUGUUUGAGUUGUAAUAGCAAUGAAUCCUCUUUUUUGUGGUACUGGGGAUUGAACUCAGGACCUUGUGCUUGCCGGGCAGGCACUUAUGCCACUGAGCUACCUCCCCAGCCCUGAAUCUUAUCUUCAAGAAAACCCAGAACAGAAAAAUGCAGCAAAUGGCUAUCCCCAGCGACCUGUCUGAAGAGCUCAGUGGGAAAAACCCUCAAUAGACCCACUUUUGGUUCUCUGUAGGACAACGUUCAGUCUUUACAGACAGCCCCCAUGUGUCCUGUAACCCCCCACUCCCACAUACUUCGUUUGUUUUCUACUUUUUAUUCCUAAGCAGCAAGUGUGGAACAGGUGUUAUUGGCAAAAGUGUUUAAAAUU
Messenger RNA from Octodon degus (degu), 4210 nucleotides. RefSeq names its product cytochrome P450 26B1. The coding region runs from base 701 to 2239 and encodes 512 amino acids. The transcript is spliced from 6 exons. Gene Ontology annotation, molecular function: oxidoreductase activity, acting on paired donors, with incorporation or reduction of molecular oxygen; iron ion binding; heme binding. Gene Ontology annotation, biological process: sterol metabolic process. NCBI's taxonomy places the organism in Eukaryota, Metazoa, Chordata, Mammalia, Rodentia, Octodontidae. The record is from RefSeq and is a predicted model, not a curated record.